UGUGAUCUGAUGUAUAUGCUAUGGUUUAUCUUUCUUUAUAAUUGCACCAAUUUUUUUGGCAAUUCUAUUUGUAAAUAUAUGCUCUCAACAUCCCACGAGCCUCUCAACUCAAACAAUAUAUCCUUAUCUCUCUCGCCAUUUCUUCAAUUAUUUCCCCUCCUCUCUUCAUAUAUUCUCCUCUCUUUAAUCCCCAUCACCAAACAAAACUAGUUCCAAUUUGAUUCAAGAAUAAUAAUAUCAUGGCUCUUGAAACUUGGCUUUUUAAAGUCAAAUCUGCUAUAUCACACAGUUUUGAUUCAGUCAUAACCACUAAUCCAAUACCAAAAUCAUCCAAGAAAUCGACUGUCAUCGGAGUCUUAGCCUUUGAGGUGGCCGGUCUCAUGUCUAAGCUGUUUCACUUAUGGCCGUCUCUUUCGGACAAGAACAUAGUUAAGCUUCGAAAUGAAUCUAUUUCCAUCGAAGGUGUUCGGAAGAUUGUGUCGAAUGAUGAAUCGUUCCUUCUUGGUCUUGCAUGCGCAGAAAUGGCUGAGAAUCUUCGGAUUCUUGCUAAAUCUGUAUCGAGAUUGAGCAAGAGAUGUAGUGACGGGAAUCUUCGUCGUUUCGAGCGGUUAUUCGACGAGUUUGCGAACUCAGGACAUGAUCCGAAUUGUUGGGUGUUGAGUUGCAAAGAAAUGGAAGCCAAGAACAAGAAAAUGGACAGAUAUGUAACGGUGACGGCAACUCUGUAUAAAGAAAUAGAGGAGCUAACGACGUUAGAGAACGGAUUGAGAAAAAUCUUGCAGUGUAAUGAUCACGAACAGUCAACAAAAAAUGAACAGAAGAUUAUGGAUCUUCAACAGAAAAUAUUCUGGCAGAGACAAGAAAUAAAGUACUUAAAAGAAAGAUCCAUUUGGAAUAGAUCCUUUGACGGCGUCGUUUCAAUGCUGGUGAGGUCUGUGUUUACCAUAUUAGCAAGAAUCAAGCUUGUUUUCGGGGUCGGACAUGGUUAUGGAUACCCAGCUUCAUUGCCACGUAGCCUCUCAGCUUCUGCAACUGUUCAUCCAACUGAAAACCCUAAUAAUUUCGUGUCAGGUCCAUUAAUGAGUAGCAGUGCUACUACGAAACUUGAUCAUCAAGGCUUCUUUGAAUCAAAUUCGAAGCUUCUAAAGCCGCCAGAGACUACGCUUGGUGCUUCAGCUUUAGCUCUGCACUACGCUAAUUUGAUAAUAGUCAUGGAGAAAAUGAUCAAAUCGCCACAGCUCGUCGGGGUGGACGCUCGGGACGAUCUUUACUCUAUGCUACCGAAUAGCAUACGGUGUUUUUUACGGUCUAGAUUGAAAGGAGUCGGAUUUUCCGCCAGUGAUCCCCUUCUCGCCGGAGAAUGGAGAGACGCGUUAGGGAGGAUUCUCGGGUGGUUGUCACCUUUGGCACAUAAUAUGAUCAAAUGGCAAAGUGAACGGAGCUUUGAACAGCAAAAUAUGGUUGCGAAAACUAAUGUUCUUCUAUUGCAGACAUUAUUUUUUGCUAAUAAGGACAAGACUGAAGCUGCAAUAACAGAACUUUUAGUUGGUUUGAAUUAUAUUUGGAGAUUUGAAAGAGAAAUGACUGCUAAAGCCUUGUUUGAAUGUGCCAACUUCAAUGGAGUACUGAUGAACAAUUCUCAGAAGUCCAGCUAGGAAGAUGGUGUUCUUAGUUUUUUAUUUUUUUUCACAAAUUUUCUUGAUUUUAAUUCUGUUUUCUUAAUGUUUGAUCUUUAGAUUGAACUGGAUUACAGAUCUUUGAGGGUUUGUUAAUUUAGUGUCUGACCCUGAUCUGUAUAUCAGCAAUUAUAGGUGUAUGUAUGUACAUGAUAUGUGAGUAUAAUUAAUCUACCAUGGUUCUUGGA
Molecule: messenger RNA, 1864 nt
Organism: Mercurialis annua (annual mercury)
Lineage: Eukaryota; Viridiplantae; Streptophyta; Magnoliopsida; Malpighiales; Euphorbiaceae
Product: protein PSK SIMULATOR 3
Exons: 1
Coding region: 240-1655 (471 amino acids)
Biological process (GO): positive regulation of growth
Source: RefSeq, a predicted model, not a curated record